Molecule: messenger RNA, 10444 nt
Organism: Sinocyclocheilus rhinocerous
Lineage: Eukaryota; Metazoa; Chordata; Actinopteri; Cypriniformes; Cyprinidae
Product: triple functional domain protein-like
Exons: 59
Biological process (GO): axon guidance; protein phosphorylation
Cellular component (GO): extrinsic component of membrane; cytoplasm
Molecular function (GO): ATP binding; protein kinase activity; guanyl-nucleotide exchange factor activity
Source: RefSeq, a predicted model, not a curated record
AGAGUUCGAAGUGGCAGAAGUUGUAGUCAUGUACCUGCACUGCGGUGUUGUUGAGGAUAUGGAUUCACUGUCCAGCUGGUGGAACGGGAAUGUGGAGUCACUUUUGGACAACCACAGGUGGCAGUACGCACAGACGGGCAACACGCUGAUUCAGCUGCCAGGAUUUCGCAGGAAUGAAGAGAUGAAGGCCAUGGAAGUUUUGCCCAUUUUAAAAGAAAAAGUGGCCUUCUUGUCAGGUGUGUUUGACGCAAAAGUAACGUAACUCAUUACUUUCCCAUCACGAACCAACCAUGACCGAAUACGACACGAGGAUCUCCGCAGACUCAUCGCCUACCUCGCCGGCAUCCCUAGCGAGGACGUGUGCAAACAUGGCUUCACGGUCAUCGUGGACAUGCGUGGCUCCAAAUGGGAUUCCAUCAAGCCUCUGCUGAAGAUCCUGCAGGAAUCGUUUCCCUGCUGCAUCCACGUCGCCCUCAUCAUCAAACCAGACAACUUCUGGCAAAAACAGAGGACCAACUUUGGCAGCUCCAAGUUUGAGUUUGAGACCACCAUGGUUUCCCUGGAGGGCUUAUCUAAGGUGGUAGACCCAUCCCAGUUGACGCCCGACUUUGAGGGCAGCCUGGACUACAACCAUGAAGAGUGGAUCGAGAUCCGCGUGGCCUUCGAAGACUUCAUGGGCAAUGCUCGGCACCUGCUCGCCCGUCUGGAGGAGAUGCAGGAAACGGUCACACGUAAAGACUUCCCACAGGACUUAGAGGGAGCCCGGCGCAUGAUAGAGGAGCAUGCAGCGCUGAAGAAGAGGGUGAUGAAGGCUCCCGUGGAGGAGGUGGACAAUGAGGGCCAAAGGCUGCUGCAAAGGAUUCAAAGCAGCGAGAGCUACGCUAACCGAACUGUGCCAGUGCCGCCAGGGCAGAGGGAAGGGCAGGGACAACCCAACGCUGACACCCAGGGCCUGGUGCCCCGUAUUUCAGCCCUGCUGGAGAAACUACACAGCACUAGGCAGAACCUGCACCAGGCCUGGCACAUCCGCAAGCUGCAGUUGGAUCAGUGUUUCCAACUCAGGCUUUUCGAGCAGGAUGCUGAAAAGAUGUUUGACUGGAUCAUGCACAACAAAGGGCUGUUUCUGGCUGGAUACACUGAGAUCGGCAACAACCACCCCCACGCCAUGGAGCUGCAGACCCAGCACAACCACUUUGCCAUGAACUGCAUGAAUGUUUAUGUAAACAUAAACCGCAUCAUGUCGGUGGGGAACCGUCUGCUGGAGGCGGGCCACUAUGCGUCCCAGCAGAUCAAACAGAUCUCAGGUCAGCUGGAGCAGGAGUGGAAAGCCUUUGCUGCUGCGCUGGACGAGAGGAGCGCCCUGCUGGAGAUGUCUGCUACUUUCCACCAGAAAUGCGACCAGUAUAUGAGUAAUGUGGACUCAUGGUGUAAAGCAUGUGGGGAGGUGGAUCUGCCCUCUGAGCUACAGGACCUGGAGGACGCCAUCCACCAUCACCAAGGCCUGUAUGAGCAAAUCACCGCUGCCUACUCUGAGGUGAGCCAAGACGGAAAAGCCUUAUUGGACAAACUUCAGCGCCCCUUGACCCCUGGCAGCGCUGAUUCGCUGACGGCUUCUGCCAAUUACUCCAAGGCGGUGCACCAUGUUUUGGACAUUAUCCAUGAGGUUCUGCAUCACCAGAGGCAGCUGGAGAACAUCUGGCAGCACCGUAAGGUCCGGCUGCACCAACGUCUGCAGCUGUGUGUAUUCCAGCAAGACGUUAAGCAGGUUCUUGACUGGAUUGAGAACCACGGUGAGGCGUUUCUCAGCAAACACACAGGAGUGGGGAAAUCUCUGCAUCGCGCUCGAGCCCUGCAGAAACGUCAUGAAGACUUUGAGGAAGUUGCUCAGAAUACAUACACGAAUGCUGAUAAGCUGCUUGAAGCUGCGGAGCAGUUGGCCCAGACAGGUGAGUGUGACCCAGAGGAGAUCUAUCAGGCCGCCCAUCAGCUGGAGGACCGGAUCCAGGACUUUGUAAGGCGUGUGGAGCAGCGAAAAGUCUUGCUAGACAUGUCAGUGGCUUUCCACACUCAUGUUAAGGAGCUGUGGACGUGGCUGGAGGAGUUGCAGAAGGAAUUGUUGGACGAUGUGUAUGCCGAGUCGGUGGAGGCCGUUCAGGACCUGAUCAAGCGUUUCGGGCAGCAGCAGCAGACCACACUGCAGUUCACCGUAAAUGUCAUUAAAGAGGGAGAGGAUCUCAUUCAACAACUCAGAGACUCGGCCAUCUCCAGCAAUAAGACCCCUCACAACAGCUCCAUCAACCACAUCGAGAGCGUCCUGCAGCAGCUGGAUGAGGCUCAGGCUCAGAUGGAGGAGCUCUUCCAGGAGAGGAAGAUCAAACUGGAGCUUUUCCUUCAGCUCAGGAUCUUUGAGAGGGAUGCCAUUGAUAUUAUCUCAGAUCUCGACUCAUGGAACGAGGAGCUGUCACAGCAGAUGAAUGACUUUGACACAGAAGACCUGACGCUGGCCGAACAGAGACUGCAGCACCACGCUGAUAAAGCCCUGACCAUGAACAACCUUGCCUUCCAUGUCAUCCACCAGGGCCAGGAACUGCUGCAGUACGUCAACGAGGUGCAGGCGUCUGGUGUCGAGUUGCUGUGUGACCGUGAUGUGGACAUGGCCACCCGUGUACAUGAUCUGCUGGAGUUUCUACAUGAGAAGCAACAAGAGCUGGACGUGGCCGCAGAGCAGCACCGCAGACACCUGGAGCAGUGUGUGCAACUGCGCCACCUACAGGCAGAAGUCAAACAGGUUCUGGGUUGGAUCCGUAAUGGCGAGUCAAUGCUGAAUGCAGGUCUGAUUACGGCCAGUUCACUUCAAGAAGCUGAGCAGCUACAGAGAGAGCACGAGCAGUUCCAGCAUGCUAUCGAGAAAACCCAUCAAAGCGCCCUACAGGUCCAGCAGAAAGCCGAGGCCCUGCUGCAGGCUAAUCACUACGACAUGGACAUGAUCCGAGACUGCGCCGAGAACGUGGCCUCCCACUGGCAGCAGCUCAUGCUGAAGAUGGAAGACCGGCUCAAGCUGGUCAACGCAUCUGUGGCCUUCUACAAGACCUCCGAACAGGUGUGCAGUGUGUUGGAGAGUCUAGAGCAAGAGUACAAGCGUGAGGAGGACUGGUGCGGUGGAGCGGACAAACUUGGGCCCAACUGUGAAACCGACCACGUCACCCCCAUGAUCAGCAAGCAUCUGGAGCAGAAAGAGGCCUUCCUCAAGGCAUGCACCUUGGCUAGACGGAAUGCCGACGUGUUCCUAAAAUACAUGCACAGAAACAGUGUCAGCAUGCCGGGGAUGCUGAGUCACGUCAAAGCACCAGAGCAGCAGGUCAAAAAUAUCCUGAAUGAAUUGCUGCAAAGGGAGAAUCGGGUCCUGCACUUCUGGACCAUGAGGAAGAGAAGGCUGGACCAGUGUCAGCAGUAUGUGGUGUUUGAACGCAGUGCCAAACAGGCUCUGGAGUGGAUCCAUGACACCGGUGAGUUCUAUCUGUCCACACACAUCUCCACUGGCUCCAGCAUCCACCACACACAGGAGCUUCUGAAGGAGCACGAAGACUUCCACAUCACAGCCAAGCAAACUAAAGAGCGGGUGAAGCUGCUGGUACAGUUAGCGGAUGGUUUCUGUGAUAAGGGUCACUCCCAUGCCGCUGAGAUUAAGAAAUGGGUCACGGCCGUGGACAAACGCUAUCGAGACUUCUCCCUUCGCAUGGACAAGUAUCGCACGUCUCUAGAGAAAGCCCUCGGCAUCUCCACAGACUCAAACAAAGCAAGUAAAGACCUGCAGUUGGACAUCAUCCCAGCCAGUGCUCCAGGGUCAGAGGUCAAACUCAGAGAUGCUGCCCACGAGCUUAACGAAGAGAAGCGCAAGUCUGCCCGCAGGAAGGACUUCAUCAUGGCUGAGCUGAUCCAGACAGAAAAAGCUUAUGUACGAGACUUGAGAGAGUGCAUGGAUACAUAUCUGUGGGAGAUGACCAGUGGCGUGGAGGAAAUCCCACCAGGGAUCGUUAAUAAAGAGCAUAUCAUUUUUGGUAACAUGCAGGACCUCUACGAGUUCCAUCACAAUAUAUUCCUCAAAGAGCUGGAGAAGUAUGAGCAGCUUCCUGAAGAUGUGGGCCACUGUUUUGUGACUUGGGCCGAUAAGUUCCAGAUGUAUGUGAACUACUGCAAGAACAAACCAGACUCCACUCAACUUAUUCUUGAGCAUGCUGGAGGAUAUUUUGACGAAAUCCAACAGAGGCAUCGCCUGGCCAACUCCAUCUCAUCAUACCUCAUCAAACCUGUUCAGAGAAUAACCAAGUACCAGCUGCUCCUCAAGGAGCUCCUGACUUGUUGCGAGGAAGGCAAAGGUGAAAUCAAAGAUGGCCUGGAGGUUAUGCUCAGUGUUCCCAAGAGAGCCAACGACGCCAUGCACUUGAGCAUGCUGGAAGGAUUUGACGAGAACAUUGAGUCCCAGGGAGAACUGAUCCUGCAGGAGGCGUUCCAGGUGUGGGAUCCCAAGACUCUGAUCCGUAAAGGACGGGAACGUCACCUGUUCCUCUUUGAGAUGUCACUGAUCUUCAGCAAGGAGGUUAAAGAUUCCAAUGGCAGGAGCAAGUACAUCUACAAGAGCAAGCUUUUUACCUCUGAACUGGGUGUUACUGAGCAUGUGGAAGGUGAUCCAUGUAAAUUUGCCCUCUGGGUUGGCCGGACCCCAACUUCAGACAACAAGAUUGUCCUCAAGCUAAGUCAGGGAUGCAAACAUGGAUCCAUGGCGUCCGGUAUUGAGAACAAACAGGACUGGAUAAAGCACAUCCGUGAAGUGAUUCAGGAGCGCACUGUGCAUCUGAAGGGGGCUCUGAAGGAGCCCAUUCACAUCCCCCAACCUUCCACAGCCAAACACAAGGGACGCAGAUACACCCCCAUUGCAGAUGCAGCUUGUUCCACCACCAUCGGAAAACUUUGGGACGAGGAAUUCAAAGCAGGCUUUAUCGAGGUUUUGAAAUCCGAGAAAUUCGGCGCAUCUGUGGAUCUCCAGGAUGUUUUCUUUCGUGAAGUGAAGUUUUGCAGUUUGUCAGGUGGUUGUGAGCUCACAGUGGUCAUCCAUGACUUCAUGGCCGGUAACAGUAAUGAACUGACAGUGCGAAGGGGACAGACAGUGGAGGUACUAGAAAGGCUCCACGAUAAGCCGGACUGGUGCUUGGUGCGGACCAUUGACCGUUCCCCUGCCCUGGAGGGCCUGGUGCCCUGCGCCAUGCUCUGCAUUGCCCACUCCCGCAGCAGCAUGGAAAUGGAGGGCAUCUUUAACCACAAAGAUGCGCUCUCUGUGUGCAGUAACGAUGCCAUCUUGUCAGGCUCCUCUGCCACCCUACAACCAGGUCAUGUGAUGGGCUCCCAGAGUUCCCCUGGGCCCAAACGCACUGGCAAUACAUUAAGGAAAUGGCUGACCAGCCCUGUGAGGCGACUCAGCAGUGGUAAAGCCGACGGCCACGUGAAAAAGCUGGCGCACAAACACAAGAAGAGCCGUGACGUCAGAAAGAGCGCCGACGCAGGCUCACAGAAAGACUCGGACGACAGCGCAGCCACGCCACAGGAUGAGACUCUGGAAGAGAGGGUGCGUAACGAGGGUCUAAGCAGCGGGACCCUCUCCAAAUCAUCAUCAUCAGGUAUGCAGAGCUGUGGAGAGGAAGAGGGAGAGGAAGGAGCUGAUACUGUGCCUCUUCCUCCACCCAUGGCCAUCCAGCAGCACAGCCUCCUCCAGCCGGACGCACAGGAUGACAAGCAUUACGUUGAUUUGUGUCCUGUCUAUGUUUUAUCUCAGUUCCCAUACCUCUCCAUCGCUCUGGAGGACAGACCCAGCUCUUUGUCUAUGGAGCAAGGGGACAGCAGCAGCCCCUCUUUCAACCCAUCUGAUAACUCCCUUCUCUCCUCCUCCUCUCCGAUCGAUGAGAUAGAGGAACGCAAGACCGGCUUUCUCAAGAGACGGCAUUACGUUCUACUGGAACUGAUCGAGACAGAGAGGGACUAUGUGAGAGAUCUCAGUUUGGUCGUGGAGGGCUACAUGACCAGGAUGAGGGAAGAUGGAGUUCCAGAUGAUAUGAAAGGAAAAGACAAAAUAGUUUUUGGAAACAUUCAGCAGAUAUACGACUGGCACAAAGAUUUCUUCCUGGGAGAGCUUGAAAAGUGCCUUGAGGUUCCUGACCGGCUGGGCCCUCUCUUUGUCAAACAUGAGCGAAGACUGCACAUGUACAUUGUUUACUGUCAGAACAAACCUAAAUCUGAGCACAUUGUCUCAGAGUAUAUCGACACCUAUUUUGAGGAUCUGAAGCAGCAUCUGGGUCACAGGCUUCAGAUCACUGAUCUGCUCAUUAAACCUGUGCAGAGAAUCAUGAAGUACCAACUGCUGCUUAAGGAUUUCCUUAAAUUUUCCAAAAAAAUCGGAAUUGAUUCAGUAGAAUUGGAGAGAGCGGUUGAGGUCAUGUGCAUUGUACCAAAAAGAUGCAAUGACAUGAUGAAUGUUGGUCGACUCCAGGGAUUUGAUGGAAAGAUCAUUGCUCAGGGGCGUCUCCUCCUGCAGGACACCUUCAUGGUGGCUGAACCGGAUGGAGGCCUGCUGAACAGAAUGAAGGAGAGAAGAGUCUUCCUCUUUGAACAGAUUGUCAUCUUCAGUGAACCUUUAGAUAAAAAGAGGGGCUUCUCGAUGCCUGGCUACCUGUACAAAUACAGCAUCAAGGUGAGCUGUCUGGGGAUUGAGGAAUGUGUGGAUGGAGACCCAUGUAAAUUCGCACUGACCUCCAGAACAUCUAAUGGCAGCAAAGAGGCCUUUAUUCUGCACUCAAGCCAUCCUGGAGUACGACAAGUCUGGAUGCUGCAGAUCAGUCAAAUCCUGGAGAGUCAACGCAAUUUCCUCAAUGCACUUAAAUCUCCCAUAGACUACCAGAGGAACCAUGUCGAGGGGCCUGGUAUCUCAGGCAACAGCGUACAGGCUGGAAGUAGUGGGGGUCAGGUUAUGGCCCCCGGAGGAGGUGGAGGGGCCCCGGCUGGGUCGGGUUCCCGCUCCCGUCCCUCCCGCAUCCCCCAACCCUCGCGCUUGCCUCAGCCAUUCCGUCAUCACUCUCCUGCGCUGGGGCCCGGAGCCCACGAGCCUGACGGCCUCGACAAAAUAUCAGGUAUGUCCCCAAGACCUCUCUCCAGGGGUCCCUCACCCUCUUGCACCACAGAGCCUGAUCCAAAGGUGAAGGUUCCUGCAAGCCCUCACCCCAAACAGACAGACUCUACAGAAAGCACUUCCAAAGAUAGCAGGGAUGGAGCCGGCACGGUCCAAAUCCCUCGAGCCACUGUGGCCCCGCUAGCACUGGUCAAACCCAGACCUGGAACGGUCUCGCCCAUGGCCUCCCCAUUAGCCACACCAGCUUUCAAAGACUCCAUCCCACCCUGCAGUCCUGGGCCAAAGACGGGCGGCAGCUCUACCUCGUUCUGGAGCUCCGUUCCUGCAUCCCCUGCCAGCAGGCCUGGUUCCUUUACUUUCCCCGGGGAAGCAUGUGACACACUGGGACGGCAAAAUCCGAACCAAAGUCACCGGCAUUCCACCCACAGUAAGGACGCAGACCGCAUGAGUACCUGCUCUUCUGCAAGUGAACAAUCUGUCCAGUCCACUCAGAGCAACGGGAGUGAAAGCAGCAGCAGCAGUAAUAUCUCCACCAUGUUGGUGACUCAGGACUAUGUGGCUCUGAAAGAGGAUGAGAUAAAUGUAGGUCAGGGGGAGGUGGUGCAGAUCCUGGCCUCCAAUCAGCAGAACAUGUUCUUGGUGUUUCGUGCCGCUACCGACCAAUGCCCAGCCGCCGAGGGCUGGAUCCCUGGAUACGUGCUGGGCCACACCUCCGCCAUUAUCCCUGAUGUACCAGAGGGGACCAUUAACAGGAAAUCAUCAUCAUGGCAUACAUCCCUCCGUAUUCGUAAGAAGUCAGAGAAAAGAGAGAAGGAAAAUAAAAAGGAGGCCAAGCUUGAAAAUGGAUACAGGAAAUCCAGAGAGGGACUAACCAACAAGGUCUCUGUAAAGCUUCUAAAUCCCGAUUAUAUCUAUGAUGUUCCCCCGGAGAUCCUCAUCCCGCUGAGUGAUGUGACCUGUGAUAAAGGGGAGUGUGUCACUCUGAGGUGUAAAGUGUGUGGCCGCCCCAAAGCCACAGUCACAUGGAAGGGACCCGAUCAGAAAAUACUCACCAACAACGGCCACUUUAGCGUAGCUUACAGUGAGACUGGCGAGGCCACUCUGCGUAUCGUAGGUGUGACCUCAGAGGAUGAUGGCAUGUACACCUGCAUUGCAACGAAUGACAUUGGCAGUGUGACAUCAUCAGCCAGUCUCAGAGUUUUGGGAACUACUAGUGAUGGAAUCCGGGUCAUGUGGAAAGACAACUUUGAGUCCUUCUACAGUGAGGUAGCAGAGCUGGGCAGGGGAAGGUUCUCUGUAGUAAAACGCUGUGACCAGAGGGGAUCAAAGCGCACCGUAGCAGUCAAGUUUGUGAAUAAGAAACUCGUGAAACGAGACCAGGUCACCCACGAGUUUAGCGUCCUACAGAGACUCCAGCACCCUCACCUAGUCAGACUACUGGACACCUUUGAGACCUCCAGCAGCUAUGCACUGGUCCUUGAGAUGUCUGAUCAGGGCCGUCUACUGGACUACAUUGUGAGCUGGGGGAACCUCACUGAGGAAAAAGUGGCCUUUUACCUCCGAGACAUUUUAGAAGCUUUGCAAUACCUGCACAACUGCAGAAUAGUUCAUCUGGAUUUAAAGCCUGAAAACCUUGUGGUGGACCAGAGCCCCUCCCAGCCGAUGGUGAAGCUGACUGAUUUCGGCGAUGCGGUGCAGCUGAACUCGACUCCCUAUGUUCACCCACUGCUGGGUAGCCCAGAGUUUGCGCCCCCCGAGCUGGUUCUCGGGGAUCCUGUCUCUCUCUCCUCUGACUUAUGGAGUCUGGGCGUGGUGACGUACGUGAUGCUGAGUGGGGCGUCUCCGUUCUUGGACGAGAGUGUGGAGGAGACGUGCCUCAACAUCUGCCGCCUAGACUUCAGCUUCCCCGACGACUACUUCCAGGGUGUGAGCCAGGCAGCACGGGAUUUCGUGUGCCUGCUUCUCAGGACCGAACCUUCCAAGCGGCCCCCGGCCGCCACCUGCCUGCAAGAUCCCUGGCUGAGACCCGGAGGUGGCCGUCGCUCGGCUGAAUGCAUCGAUACCUCUAGACUCAUCUCUUUCAUCGAUCGGCGCAAACACCAGAACGACCUGCGGCCUCUUGGAGGCAUAAGGGCCUUCCUGCAAAGCAGGCUACAGCCCAGGAUCUGACCCGAGAAACAUGAUCUCAUACUCUUUCUGAUGCCAAUUAAGAAGACUUCAGUCCUGAGCCUAUCAAAAUGUGUGCUGACAACCAUCUGCCAAUCAGAGCCUUCGUCGGCAGACGAGAUUUUAGAUUGAUAGUCCUCUCCCAGUUUGAUGCUGCCUUGUUUCCAGUUUAAUGAAGACUUUUAUGCAGAGAUUAAAACAAUGGAAUAUAAAUAUAUAUAUAAUAUUUCUCUGAUUUGCUGAAUGAUCAACAAAUCUACAUAAAUGAAAUAAUAUUUUGUGUAGAACAAAUGUACCUGCACAAACGUGGCAGAGGUUUUUGAAGAAAGCGAUGCAAAUGCAAUUUAGCAAGGAGAACAACCUUUUUUCCCUGUCUGUUUUGCCUGAGCCAGAGAGCAAGCGGCUGUUUUUGUGCUUUUACAAUAUUCGACUCUGAACAUUUUUUAAUGAACCUUUAGAGAAAAAUGAAAAGCGCAUAAUAAUUAUGACAUUUUCAGGUACAUCCUUCAAUAAAAUCAGUUACAUCAACUCAGUCUGGAUGAACGCAACACAAAUCGUGAGCAAAUGAGUAGUUGAAGCGUUUUAAGUGAGCUUGUUUUGGUCUCAUAGUGUAAUUUGUUGCUUAUUUCAACAAUGAUGAUUCCGCCACGUUUAGCUGCGAAAUUUUUAACGGCUGCUUUUUAUUUACUACGACUAGAACAAAUUGUGUUGUGCAAUCUACAGAUAUAUACGCCUUAUUCUAUACUAUGUGUCUGCCCUCUUUCUUUCUUUUUAAAUGCAAUGUCACAAGGGUGGAGAGCAGAACUCCAAUGCCAGACAUCUGAGCUCAUCAGCUUCAGACAGGACAGCAUUGAACAAUGACUGAAUACUGUAAAUGCACUCACGUUGUAUCCGCUUCUUAUCACGUGCAAUGUUGCAGUUUCGAUUGUUUAUGCAACUAUUUAUGAAGACAUUUGUUGUACCUUUAAUAAAAACGUAGAAUAGCACGUACUCUGUACUGCAGUUCUGCUAUUGUUAAUUUAAUCGGGUCUUUGUAUCAUUAAGUAUUAAAGCCCUGUCAUCCUACAGGGUUGUUGUCUACAUGGCACUUUUCUGUUGAUAUAC